Molecule: messenger RNA, 2274 nt
Organism: Betta splendens (Siamese fighting fish)
Lineage: Eukaryota; Metazoa; Chordata; Actinopteri; Anabantiformes; Osphronemidae
Gene: ca14
Product: carbonic anhydrase XIV
Exons: 15
Coding region: 704-1714 (336 amino acids)
Cellular component (GO): plasma membrane
Molecular function (GO): zinc ion binding; carbonate dehydratase activity
Source: RefSeq, a predicted model, not a curated record
CGCCUAGCUUCAUUUGAAAGAACUGUCGCGUUUGUUUUAGGUUUCCUAAGUAUUGCAAUGAAAUGUGUUUAAUUAUUUUACAGAAUUUAAUUAAUCUUAGAGAAGUACCGUAAGUUGUAUUUAAGUUUAGCCUAUUUAGGUUACGUUUUUCAAAAGCUAUUAAGCAGUGAAACGUUUGGGUGCAAAUAUAACCGUGGGGCUGUAAAUCAUAGAAUCUCAGGAGACUCUGUUGUCUUUUCUUCACACAUGGACUGUGAGGACCCCAGUGUGUGUAUCAGCGUGAGUGCACGUGCGUGUAGUAAAUCCCAAGUCGUCUCAUAGGGUACCUGAAGUCACCAUGCCAGGCUGGUUCAGGAUGAAGUAACAGCAGAGAUACAAGCCAGCGUCCUCCCUACUACCUAUAAGAGGUGUUGGUCUUGAAUUCUCAUCACAUUGACAGCCAGUUUGACUCCGGGCAGGAACACGACCUCCGAUCGCCCUGAUAUUAGCUUGCGGCCAAACCGUCGAAGGCUCAAGCAGAUCCUGGAUUACAUUCGGUUGGUGGGCCAGUCCGAGUGGUCCGAGCAUUUUCCUGACUGCGGCGGUACAUCUCAGUCCCCUGUUGACAUUGUGACCACCCACACUAAAUAUGACCCCGCUCUGCUUCCUCUGACCCCGCUGGGCUACAGCCAGCACGGCAACAAACCCUUCACCCUGUACAAUAAUGGACACACAGUGGUGGUUGAGCUGCCAGAGUGGAUGGGACUGGGGGGGCUGCCCUGGCUCUAUACAGCUGCACAAAUGCAUCUUCACUGGGGCAGCGGCGGCCCGAGCCACGGGGGCGGUGAGCACACCAUCAACGGACAGAGUGCGGAUGCAGAGGUGUGUUUGGACCCAAACCACUGCACUAACAGUAAAACCACAAGCAGUCGAGAGAUGUGACGAAGGCCUGAGAAAAUGCAAAAAAAAGCUGCACGUGGUGCACUACAACUCGGAGCUCUACCCCAGCGUUUCCACGGCGAUGACGCAGAGAGACGGCCUGGUGGUCCUGGGAGUUCUCAUUGUGACAGGUGAAGAAACCAACGUAGCAUUUAAUAACAUCCUCAACUACCUGAGCCGCGUCAGACAUGCUGAUCAGAAAGUGUCCAUUCCCGCCUUCGACAUCCAGUCCCUGCUCCCUACGGACCUGGGGAGCUACUAUCGCUACAACGGGUCCUUGACCACGCCGCCCUGCUACCAGAGCGUCGCCUGGAUAGUGUUCAACGAAAGGGUCCAAAUCUCCAAGGCCCAGCUGCUGAAGAUGGAGACUCUGCUGUACUCCACUAGAGCCGAGGACGAGUUCAGGAUCCUGCUGCAGGACAACUACCGCGUAACACAGCCGCUCAACCACAGAGUCGUCUUCACCUCGUUCUCUGCAGAGUCGGGGAAGGAGCUGACGUCCGGUGAGGUCACAGCCAUAGUGAUCGGCGUCAUGUGUGGCUGCGUGGGCCUGGCGGUGAUCGUCCGCUUCGUCGUGAAGACCAUACGAUUUUUUAAGCUCCUCCACCAAGAAACAGUCGUGGUAAACAGCUCUACCUCUAGCUGGGACGUCCUGCCCAGUAACCGGCCUGCUCCCAUGCCCAGGGUUAACGAGCCAAAGAAAGCAAAUGAUAAAAAGCAAGACGUGGCUCUGAACUCGACAUCUGACUCAGAGAAGAAGGAAGAGCCUCUGCCGCCUCCUCAGACUGAGCCCUAGCGGACCCAGCUCAGACCCCCCUCCUCCCCACCGCCGUCAGGGAUGUGACUGACCUGUGUCUCCUCAGACACGCGUUCUCAUGCAUUAAGACAGGGGGAGGGGAACACAACGUGGACACACAUCCAGUAGCAAGUUUGCACGUGAAGCACUUGUUGUGAAGUCAGUCAGUUUGCUGUGCCUGAGAUGCACAUCUGGUUCAUGUAAAGUAAAUACUAUAAAUAAUAUAUAUUAUUGUUUUUGUUUAUAUUUUGCUCCUGUUUCUUCUUUGUUCAUCCGGCUGUGACACACCUGCACGCUGCGCACCAUGUAGUGGUUGUAAAUAGUCACGGUAACAUUUUUCUUUUAAUUUCCCCCCAAGACGAAGUGAAAGGUAAUUGAAAGGUCAAUUCUAACGAAAGGAACCUGAAGCACAUGUUUGAUCUGUUCACGCCGUCUGAAGGAGAGAUAAUGUAGUAGAUAGAGGAGCUCUGUGCCUGGUGCUUGGUGCAGUUUGAGUAAUUGACUAUUUGCUGUAUAUAACUCACCACCUUGGGCCAUCACAUUAAAACACUAAGAAUACA